AUGGGACAGAGGCACCCAGGCUUUUCUUGGAGUUUACCAAGUGGUAGCCUGAACUCAUGCCAGCGGAAUAAUAUGAGACCCCAGGGACAAGGAGCUCCAGGAUUUCAGAAUCAGCAGAGGCAGCAAUACCAUCCUCUACAGUCUAAUCAGUCUAGCAUGGAAUAUCUAAUGAAAGAUCUCAUUAUUAAAACGGAUGAGAGAUUGGAAACUCACGGUGCAUCUAUUCGAAACUUAGAGAGGCAAGUGGGGCAGAUUGCUAGUCUGUCAUCUGAGAGGUCUCCAGGAACCCUCCCUACGGAUACCGAAAGGAAUCCAAAGGAAAUAAUAAAUGCAGUGUUGUUGAGGAAUGACAAAGUAUUGCAAAAUCCGUUGGUAGCAGAGAAGAUGCUCAAGCAGGUAAAUGUGAAUAUACCUUUCAUGGAGGUGCUUUCACAGAUGCCAGCUUAUGCUAAAUUCUUGAAGGAGAUAUUGUCCAAAAAGCGAAAAGUGGAAGAGACAUCGAUUGUCAAGCUCACAGAGCAUUGUAGUGCCAUUCUGCAAAAUAAGCUCCCUCAAAAAUGUAGAAAUCCAAGGAAUUUUACUAUACCUUGCUCGUUAGGAAGCACUAAAUUUAAAAAUUCUUUGUGUGAUUCAAUUGCUUCUAUUAUUCUUAUGCCUUUGUCUAUUUUCAGGAAAUUAGAGGGAGAUAUUAGAGAAAUCAGGUCGAUACUUGUGUCCUUGCAGCUAGCGGAUCAUACCACAAUCAUACCUGAAGGAACAGUGGAAGAUGUGCUAGUUGGGGUGGAUAAAUUGGUGUUCCCUAUGGACUUCAUUGUGGUGAACAUAGAGGAGAACUGGGAGAUCCCUCUGAUUUUAGGAAGACCCUUCUUGGUUACGGGUACAGCAAUUCUGGAUAUUCAGGAAAGGCAGCUCAUGCUUAGAGUGGGAGAGGAAAGGCCGAUCUUCAAGAUGGAAGGAGAAAGGGGGUCCCAAAAGGAGCAACUUGGAGAGAGUAAAAUAAAUAAGUGUAGAGUGUACCUAGAAAAGGCCGAAAAGAAGCUCUCAACAUGGAUGUGUGCAUUGGGUCGGGCAUGCAAAUGA
Molecule: messenger RNA, 1080 nt
Organism: Nicotiana tabacum (common tobacco)
Lineage: Eukaryota; Viridiplantae; Streptophyta; Magnoliopsida; Solanales; Solanaceae
Source: RefSeq, a predicted model, not a curated record